AUGUCUACUGCCGAGCUCGCUUGCUCCUACGCCGCCCUCAUCCUCGCCGAUGAUGGCGUCGAGAUCACCGCCGACAAGAUCCAGACCCUCCUCGGUGCUGCUAAGGUCGCCGAUGUUGAGCCCAUCUGGACUUCCCUCUUCGCCAAGGCUCUUGAGGGCAAGGACAUCAAGGACCUCCUGACCAACGUCGGCUCCGGUGGUGCUGCUGCCCCCGCUGCCGUUGGCGGUGCUGCUGCCGGUGCUGCCGCUCCCGCCGAGGCUGCUGCUGAGGAGAAGAAGGAAGAAGAGAAGGAGGAGUCCGACGAGGACAUGGGCUUCGGUCUGUUCGACUAA
Molecule: messenger RNA, 333 nt
Organism: Aspergillus lentulus
Lineage: Eukaryota; Fungi; Ascomycota; Eurotiomycetes; Eurotiales; Aspergillaceae
Gene: rpp1
Product: ribosomal protein P1
Biological process (GO): cytoplasmic translation; translational elongation
Cellular component (GO): ribosome; cytosolic large ribosomal subunit
Molecular function (GO): ribonucleoprotein complex binding; structural constituent of ribosome; protein kinase activator activity
Source: RefSeq, a predicted model, not a curated record